AUGUAUGUGGAAAUUCAGGGGCCCUUCUCGUCGCCCAUCCUGCGGCGCUGCCGGCGGCGCGCGCUCUGCUGCCGCGCCGCCGGCCUGCGCGCCCGCUCGCCCGCGCCCUGCGCCGCCGCCGCCCCCGCCGGCGCCGCCCGCAGCGCCGUGCUUCGGCCGCGCGCCGCCGCGCUGUGCGACGCGCGCCGUCCCCGCUCGACAGGAAUGGACACGCUCUUGAGCACAUGGCGCCGCCCCGCGCUGAGACCGCUCACAUGGCCGAACGCCUCACCUGCGCAGGAGCAGGCCUUGCGACAUAUUCUCACGAGCAAUUCUUAACGUAUUUUGAUUAAAAGUAUGCCAUAUAGAAUGAUAUUUGAAGUUAAGAUGUGUAAUCUCCUCAUACUUUUUACGACAUUGCAAGACAUUUGAUGUUUACUCAUUUCUAUAUCAACGGAUUUUGCAUCAAAUUGGGGGAGAAUAUAGCGCCCCCAUAGUAAGCUAGGUCCAAGGGCCCCCACAGCUGUUAAAACGACUCUGGCUGCUGAUAAGGA
Gryllus bimaculatus (two-spotted cricket) is the source of this 533-nucleotide messenger RNA. The record is from the annotation of a GenBank genome assembly. Lineage: Eukaryota; Metazoa; Arthropoda; Insecta; Orthoptera; Gryllidae.